Messenger RNA from Prorocentrum cordatum, 585 nucleotides. The record is from the annotation of a GenBank genome assembly. Lineage: Eukaryota; Dinophyceae; Prorocentrales; Prorocentraceae.
GUGGACCAGCGCGACAGGCACCUGGUGGGCGCCAUCCUGGACGACGACGGCGAGCGCGACACGGGCGUCGUCCCCGACGACGCCCUGUUUGACUGGCCGUACUGGACAUUCAACGCGGAGCAGUACUUCCUGGCGCGCGUGGUGGCGUGGCUGGUCGCCCACGGCGGCAUGAGGGGCAGCUGGGGGCAGUGCUGCGCCGACCACGCCUUCGCCCAGCGCUACCAGCCCCUGGCGCACCGACAGCAGCUACUAGCCUACGUCGUGCAGCUGGGCCAGCAGGCGGUGGAGGCUUGCCCCUACCUGGCACGGGAGGCGGUGGCCCCCGGCGGGCGCCCUGUCCCCAGCCAGCUCCACGAGCCCGUCGCGAAGCAGGCCGCUGCCGACCUUGAAAACGCCAGGGCCCUCGUCCAGAGCCUGAAGCUCCCGGCCGUGGGCCCGCCGAGCGGCCCCGAGCUGACGUGCCGCCCCAUCGCGGGGCUCGCUUCCGAACGCGACGCGGUCGCCCCAGGCUGCCUGCAGCACGAGGUCAUGCGGCACUACGUCACCCUGGCUGCUCAGCACCACCGGCAGUGGACCAACGGGGCC